Messenger RNA from Paramecium octaurelia, 492 nucleotides. The record is from the annotation of a GenBank genome assembly. NCBI's taxonomy places the organism in Eukaryota, Ciliophora, Oligohymenophorea, Peniculida, Parameciidae.
AAUGCAAUAACCAGAUUUUUCUGAUUGUAAGGAAUACUCCCUAGAUGAAAUGAAAAAUUUCUAGAAUGAGGAAGAUAUAAAGAGACUUACACAAAUUCAAUAAGAAAUGCAUUAAUUGAAAAAUUUUCAAGAUGAAAUUGAUGUCCUGAUUGCAAAAAAUGAAGACCCACUAGACAUAAUCUCGGAUUAAACUCAAAAGUCAUGCAUAAACGUCAAUAACAUUAAACAAUAAACUGAAGGUGCUUUAGAUGACACUUUAAAUUUGUAUUUAUUUAUUUUAAAUUCCUUUUAGAAGAAGCACAAAAAUCACUCUUGCUUUCUCUGGAGUUAUUGGAGCAUUAUCAAUGAUUAAAGGAUUUGGACUUACUAUUGGAGCUGUAGUUGGGGGUUAUAUAGGUCGAAAAGCAGGCUAGCUGUCAUAAGGAAAUAUAAAAGAAAAAGCUAGUGAUUGACGCCUAUUACUUUUGAUAAAUAUUGAUAUUUCCACUAUAG